CUUAAAACCUAAGCAGCAAAACUAUCUAUUCUGUGAAGGAAAAAAAGUGUAGAUCAUCAAAUGUGAUUCAUAGCAUCGUGUAUGAUAGUUGCAAGGAAGUAAUGUUUGAUCCAACAGAGUCCAGUAGAAACUUGUAUAAGAUCAGGCAAGACCUUCAGCAGGACGUGAACCCAGAAUUGGCAUUAUUUCUGUUCUGUUGAUUGCAGGUAUUUUGUUUAUCUUCAUCAUCAUGUCAGACAUGUAUGGAUUUCACAUCAGCUCUCCUCUCAUUGAGAGCAUCAGCAUGUCCAAGAGACUCGGCUCAGACGUUUAUUUGAAGAUGGAAAACACCCAACCCUCCGGCUCAUUUAAAAUCAGAGGGAUCGGACACCUGGUUCAGCAGCUUGCAGGUUCAAAAUCCAAUGGUGUAGUAUGUUCUUCAGGUGGAAACGCAGGCCUGGCCACAGCGUAUGCAGCACGCAAGCUUGGCAUCCCGGCCACCAUCAUCGUGCCUUCAUCCUCUCCCAGGCUGGUGCUGGACAAGCUGCAGGAUCACGGUGCCAGCGUGCGAGUUGUCGGUAAGGUUUGGGAUGAAGCAAAUGCUGAAGCUGUUCGCCUGGCUGAAAGCGAAAAGCUCACGCUUGUGCCUCCGUUUGACCAUCCUCUGAUCUGGGAAGGUCAUUCCAGUCUGGUCCACGAGCUGAAGGCGGUUCUGCCGCAUGAGCCGGGGGCCGUGGUUCUGUCCGUCGGAGGUGGAGGACUUUUCUGUGGAGUUGUCCAGGGCAUGGAUGACGUCGGCUGGGGUCACGUUCCGAUCCUGUGUAUGGAGACGGUGGGGGCGGAUUGUCUCAAUGCAGCCGUCAAAGCCGGGCGUUUAGUGACUUUACCAGACAUUACGAGUGAGGCCAAAUGUUUAGGAGCAAAGACAGCGUGCAGUCAGGCGUUCGAAUACAGCAAAAGACCAAACAUCAUCUCUGAGCUUGUGACCGACCGACAGGCUCUACAGGCAACGGAGCUCUUUCUUGAUGAAGAGCGUGUGCUAGUGGAGUUAGCAUGUGCAGCGUCGCUAGCCGCAGUGUACAGCGGGGUGAUACAGCGUUUGCAGGACAGAGGUCGUCUGCCCAAACCGCUCGGCCCGCUGGUCGUCAUCGUGUGCGGAGGCAGCGGCAUUAACUCCGCUCAGCUGCAGCAUCUGCACACCGUCUGCAAAUGAUCAUGUGACCGCAUCAUGCAUCGUGCUACCACUUUCACACAUACUGCAGGACUACACUUCCCAUGAUGCUUAGUGCUCCAAAGUUUCAGAUAUGAAAUAUUCAUUAGAAAACUAUAAGAAAUUUUACAAGCUUUUCAGCAAAAUCCUAAAGGUUUGUAUAAAUGAAGCAGGACUUCAAAAAAGCAAUAUCGCUCAAACCUGGUAAACUCAUGGACACACCAUGCUUGGAUUCUGAGCUAAACUCCCCUAUCAAGAAUAUCCCCAAUAACCUCUGUGGUAAUGAAAAAAAAGCGUAAUAUGACUAAAAGACACGCUUUAAUCAAACUCAGCACUGAUCAAUAACUCAGCUACCAGGGGUUCUGCUAUACAGCUAUUUACAGCUAUUGAAAUGCUUUAGAAAAGGCACAGUGUUGAAGGAACCUGUACACAACUAUCAAAAAUAUUGACCUCUACCUUAAUUGUUCGUUAAUUAUCAAAAAAAAAAAAAUUCUCCAUUCAAGUCUAAUCAUUUUUUUUCUUUAAUUUCUCCAAUUCCUCAAAACGGCCAGCAGAUGGCGCUGCUACAAAACUCAUAGUAAUACUCACUUCUGAUUUACAUCAUCUAAUCAGCCAAUCAUCUAAUCAUCUAAUCCAACAGCAUAAACUACAGUGACAUAUAUGAUCAUAUGUGUAUUUUUCUGUUUUUUUUGGGUGCUGUUUUUAUUUAUUUUAACUUUGAACACAAUUCAUCUGAUUACUUUUGAACAAGGACACUAUUAAUUGGUAUAUAAAAAAUAAAUAUCAACAAUCGUUAA
Molecule: messenger RNA, 1986 nt
Organism: Silurus meridionalis
Lineage: Eukaryota; Metazoa; Chordata; Actinopteri; Siluriformes; Siluridae
Gene: sdsl
Product: serine dehydratase-like
Exons: 7
Coding region: 230-1192 (320 amino acids)
Biological process (GO): L-serine catabolic process; L-threonine catabolic process
Molecular function (GO): threonine deaminase activity; L-serine ammonia-lyase activity; pyridoxal phosphate binding
Source: RefSeq, a predicted model, not a curated record